UACCUACCCUGUGGUCAGUAGUUCCCCAUCCUACAUACACACUCAUGUGUACACACACACUGCAUGUACAUUUAAACACACACAUACACCCCCACACACACACACUUACACGCAGACUCUUUGGCCUCUCCCUUGAAGCUGGGUAGUGGUUUCGACCAUCAAGAGGACACAGGCAUGCAAACUCUCCUGGAAAGAUGUUCUGGAAGCCCAAUAUUCUGGUUCUUUGAAGGGAGGGACCCCCACUUUUCUCUCUAGGCCCCUCAACCCCCCACAGCUACCUUGGGAGCUACUUAGGAGCUCCUGGCUCCACCUCCACCCCCCAUUGUACCCUGAGGAAGUUCAGACCCAGGGAGGGGAAGUGCUCUAUCUGCCCAGAGGAGGCAGGUGGCCAGGCCUGGAGGAGAAGCGACAUCUCUCAGCUGCCUCGGCUCUGCUGGACGCCCCUCCCCGGCAGGCCAGAACAUGAGCCAGGCUCCCGAAAGCACCAACUGCUCGUUCAGUGACGUGGACGAGCUCACCAAGACCCUCCAGCUGGCCGUACACCUCCCCACCUUCCUCGUGGGCCUGCUCCUCAACCUGCUGGCCAUCCGCGGCUUCGGCUCCUUCCUGAAGAGGCGCCGGGACUACGCAGCCACCUCCAUCUACAUGAUCAACCUGGCCAUCUUCGACCUCCUGCUGGUCCUCUCGCUCCCGUUCAAGAUGGCGCUGUCGCGAGUGCAGCCUCCCUCCCCGGCCUUCUGCACGCUGGUGGAGUGCCUCUACUUCAUCAGCAUGUACGGGAGCAUCUUCACCAUCUCCUCCAUCAGCCUGGACAGGUUCCUGGCCAUUCAGUACCCGCUCCUGGUCAGCCACCUCCGCUCCCCCAGGAAGACCUUGGGGAUCUGCUUCGCCAUCUGGCUCCUGGUGUGGACGGGAAGCAUCCCGAUCUACAGCUUCCACGGGCAGGUGGAGACGUACACGUGCUUCCACAACAUGUCUGACGGCACGUGGAGCGCCCAGGUCUUCUUCCCCCUGGAGGUGUUCGGCUUCCUCCUUCCCAUGGGCGUCAUGAGCUUCUGCUCCUACAGAAACAUCCGCACGCUACUCAGCCGUCGAGACCGGACUCAGGACUGGGUCCAGCAGAAAGCCUGCAUCUGGACCAUCGGCGCCAGCCUGGCUGUGUUCGUGGUCUCCUUCCUCCCGGUGCACCUGGGCUUUUUCCUGCAGUUCCUGGUGCGGAAUGGCUUCAUCGUCCAGUGCGGAGCCAAGCGCGGCAUUAGCUUGUUCCUGCAGCUGUCGCUGUGCUUCUCCAACAUCAACUGCUGCCUCGACGUUUUCUGCUACUACUUCGUCAUCAAAGAGUUCCGCGCGGACCUCAUGGCCCACCGGCCUUCCAGGGUCCGGCUGGUCCUUCAGGACACUGUGACUACCAGGGGUUAAGGGACGGCGGCAGCUUUGCCCAGAGGAAGGAAAUCCUAGUCCCAGAGUCUCGUUAGGGACAUCCUGUUCCAACUAGCGUGAGUUCUCUUUGAUGAUGAGCACCGUCUUUGCUCUUUGUACCCCUAAACAGCUUUCCACAGCGUCCACAUACCUUGAUGUAGAUCAC
Messenger RNA from Dipodomys ordii (Ord's kangaroo rat), 1585 nucleotides. RefSeq names its product G protein-coupled receptor 55 (gene Gpr55). Bases 463 to 1419 code for a protein of 318 amino acids. Gene Ontology annotation, molecular function: G protein-coupled receptor activity. Gene Ontology annotation, cellular component: membrane. The record is from RefSeq and is a predicted model, not a curated record. The transcript has 2 exons. Gene Ontology annotation, biological process: phospholipase C-activating G protein-coupled receptor signaling pathway; positive regulation of Rho protein signal transduction. NCBI's taxonomy places the organism in Eukaryota, Metazoa, Chordata, Mammalia, Rodentia, Heteromyidae.